Molecule: messenger RNA, 4182 nt
Organism: Papilio machaon (common yellow swallowtail)
Lineage: Eukaryota; Metazoa; Arthropoda; Insecta; Lepidoptera; Papilionidae
Gene: Grip
Product: glutamate receptor-interacting protein 1
Exons: 17
Coding region: 79-3417 (1112 amino acids)
Biological process (GO): neurotransmitter receptor transport, endosome to postsynaptic membrane
Molecular function (GO): protein binding
Source: RefSeq, a predicted model, not a curated record
CUAAUGGAUUAGUGUGUGCGAGUAAGUGGCGCGAUGUUAAGUGAAGUGUAGAGUUGUUCCGACAAAUAUGUUGUCAAAAUGAAGUUGUGGAAAAGCCUCAAGAUCUCCAUAGGCAGCAAAACUGAUCCCAAAGUGUACUCGCACGAGCUGCCGCAGUGGGGUGCGCAGGGAUACGAGUUAGAUGUGUUCAAGUCGCAGACAUCGCUGUCUACGGACUCCGGGCUGUGCACAGAGCGCGGGCUGCGGCGGACACACAUCGAGCUGCUCAAGCCGCCCGGCAAGAGGAUCGGACUUAAACUGGCAGGUCGAUCGGAGCCGGGCGUAGUGCCUAGUAUCGUGGGCUUCACGAAGGACUCGGUGGCGCAGGAGUCGGACCGGCUUGCGCCAGGCGACCGGAUAUGCAGCGUGAACGGCAUCUCCACAGCGCGCCUCACGAACGAUGAGCUGCUGCGCCUGCUCGACAAUGUGGAGGAGCGCGCCUCGCUAGAGGUCGAAUAUUACAUGCCCAAUUACGCAUCGCAAAACUCGCUGUAUAUAACGACGAAACUAGCUGAGGUCCCUGUGGAGAAAGUGAACGGGUCCCUGGGUGUGACGAUACGCGGCGGUCUGCCGGAGAACUCGGCGCAGAGUGCGGACCUUGUGCUCAACAGUCGGUCGUUGGACGCGCUGCCACUGGUCGUGACGCACGUGCGGCCAGGCGGCGCUGCCUACCACACCUCCAGGAUCAAACCUGGCGAUAGACUCUUGAAAGUCGAUCAUGUAUCACUAACAAACAAGACGCUAUCAGAGGUGCACCAGAUCCUGCAGAACUGUCCGCAGGUAACGAGCCUGACCAUUGAGUACGAUGUGUCAAUCAUGGAGUCGGUCAAGCUGGCGACGGGACCGCUGCUCAUAGAGAUAGAGCGGCCCUGCAACGAGGACCUCGGUCUCUUCCUCACCAACCACCGCUACUCCGACGACGUCUACAGCUCCGGCUCCGACACUUACCAGAGAGUCGGCACCUGCAAUGCUAUUUAUAUCGACAGUAUUCUGCCAGCGAGUAUCAGUGACAGAUGCGGGGCUCUGCACCCCGGCGACCAGCUGCUGGCGUUCGACGACCACGUGAUAGAGGGCAACAACUACACGGCGGAGGAGGUGAUGUGUUACCUGGAGAGCUGCGAGGCUGGCUUCACCAGACUGCACGUGGCGCCGCGACACGUCCUCGCGCACGGCGGCAGGUUCACCGGCACCAGAGAGAACUCUAUAUCGGGAUCGUCGACACUCAACACAAAAAAACGUCAAAGGAACUACAGACAGAGCUCGAUGCCGAAGCUUGGCUCUCCUGAGGACUACGACAACCAGCAGAGUUACAUGAACGUGGGCGUGUGUCGCACGGAGUCGCUCAGUGUGCAGCUGGAGGUGCCGCCCGGACACUGCAGCGGCCUCGCGCUGCACGACGACAACUCGCAGCUCAUCAUAUCGCAUGUACAGCCGCACUCGCCCGCCUACAGGUCAGGCUGCCUGCAGACGCGCGACCGCGUCAUGUCAAUCAACGGCCAUGAAAAUCUGACACUGGACGUGGCGAAUGAAAUCUUGCAGAGGAGAAACGACUCGCACAAUCCAAAGUACUUGACACUGAACGUGGAGUUCAGCAUGCCCAAUACUAUAGAGGCUUCGAGCGGAGUGUUCAAUGUCAAACUUGCCAAGACUUCUGCAGGUCUCGGGGUGACCAUCACUGGUUGUAAGCAAAAGUUGUUAAGUAACGAGGAGCCGAUGAUGAUCUCGGACAUAAAGGCGGGCUCUGUGGCGCACCGCAGCGGCGCGCUCGCCGCCGGGGACCAGCUGCUGGCCAUCAACGGACAGCCUCUGCAUAACUUAUCCCUGGACACGGCGUUCAAUAUCCUUCAAAACUCACCCGACGAUAUAAUAACAUUGAAAAUAAGAAAACGAGAUCUGACAGAAGAUUGGGCUAACGUUCACAAACACAAUCCGAAGUUGACGUUACAAAGCUUUAGCAACAUAGAAACGAAAGCGAUGAUCCACAGCGGAGAGGACUCCGGACAUCACACGGACAGCCCCAACAACAGCGCCAAGGACAGCGAGAGAAGUCACGGCAGUUGUAGUGAAGGUGGAAACGCCGCGGUCUUUGUUGUAGAACUGAUACGACAGGAGAACGGACCUCUGGGACUUACCAUAGCCGGCAGCGAGGAUGUAACGCAGCCUAUUUUAUUAAGCGGGCUUGUAGAAGGUGGUUUAGCGGAGAAAUGUGGUAAGCUGGCGAUAGGUGACGAGUUGUUAAGUAUAAACGGAGAGAGCGUUCUCAACAAGCCGCUCUCGGAGGCCAUCAAACUGCUGCAGCAGAGCGGGAUGCGAGUGCAGCUGCAGCUCUGCAGAAAACUCACCGGUCCUUUAGAAAGUGCCGAAACGAGUGCGAGAGACUCCAGCCACUCGACUUCGAGCCCUGGAUUGUCAAAUGACAGUGCAGUGGAGUCCUGGGAUCAAAACACACCCAUCAGAACAAGCGCUAACUGCGGUAAUUCGGAGGUAAUCGAAUAUGCAGUACCGGACAAGAGCAGAAUAAUAGAUAAGCAACCGUACUCGCCGACGGACGAAGACAAACUGAUGGCCUCCAGCUUCAGCUCUGCCGCUCCGUACGGCGUCAGCGACCUGCCGCUGCCCAACUACUCCCUCAAUAAUUCACUCAAGACUUUCCACUACGAAAACACUUGCAUCAUUCCCGACAACACUCUCAAGAACAAACAGAACAUAACGAGAGAAGAUGACGUGCAUCAAAUAGAAAUCCUCACGACCAACAUGAAGGACUGUCAGCUGCACAACAUGGAGAAGUCCUCGUGCAAGUGCGACUAUGUGCAGAUGGGACCCUACGGAGUGGUUUCACCUCGCAGCCGCCGACCUAACUGGGACGGUGACUACCUCAGUGGUAGCGGAGGAGGUAUCUACACUGUCACCACCCCGCAGAAGUCGCCGCUCAAAGCCAGCGCAACCGGCUCCAGCUUCCAAUUCUCAACCAGUCCUAUUUAUGAAAAUGACGUUCCAGGUCUGUACAGCAGCGAGACCCUGUCCCCGGCGCGGGGCUCUGUGCACCAAGUGAUCCUGUACAAGGACGCCAUCUACGACGACUACGGCUUCUCCGUGUCUGAUGGUCUGUACGAGCGCGGCGUCUACAUCAACCGCAUCCGAAAGGGCGGACCCGCAGACAUCGUGGGCCUUCUCAGGCCUUAUGACAGAAUUCUACAGGUGAAUGGUACGCGGACGGUGGACUACGACUGCUGCUUGACUGUGCCACUCAUCGCUGCGGCUGGUGACAGACUUGAGAUCGUCGUUCAGCGCCUCGUCACCUCUAAGGAUCUGAAGAGCCCGCGCUCAGAUGACAGCUCGAGCCCCAGCGACAGUAGUAUUGUGACAAAGACUAUCUAGUGCAUAACCCGACUUUAGUGGACCCGCGCUAAAGACCCCAGACUGUUUUACAGUGAUAAAAUUGUGUGUGUAUAGACUGACAUAGCGACAUAGCGACAUAGUGUGAAUAUUACGUUACCUUGAUAUGUCGUAGGUCAAAUUUACAUUAAAUUAAUUUUUAGAUUAAGUAAUAUUGUAAAUAUAAUGCAAACAUAAGUUUAUAACCACCAAAUGUACUGCCUAAACCAAAAUAAUUUGACAAGUAAAAAAAUGCAAAUAUUUUUUAUUCAUGUAAUACAAGCCUUCUGUCAUCCUAAAAUUCCUUACCAAAGAAACCUAAAUUAUUAUCAUUUUUUAGGAUUACGUUUAUGGCACAAUAGUUGAGGUUAACCUUUGUGCUAUUGAUACUUUAAACCCACAAAUAAUUUUGUAUAUAAAGAACGCAUGGAGUUUGAACAACUGCCAAACAUUACUGCGCUUUGUUAAACAGAAAAAUAUAGUUCAAAAUUAUCCACAUUACGUAUACGAGUUAGAUUUGGCAAACCGACCCUGACUUUAACCAAUUGAUUAUAAAUUAAAACCGAUAUUGCCAUUUCGUUGCAAUUAUAUUUCAAAAAAGUUUAAAGCGUGUGAGACAAUAGUUAUUCACCUAAAACAACUUAAUUAACGCUUGAUAUGUUAUUUCCAGAAUUGCUAGACUUUCACAUAUGUAACGCACAACAAAGAGAAAAUACCAAAGAUUUCAUUUAUCACUAUAUGUAUAAUUUGUACUUCAUCCAAAGAUAA